Messenger RNA from Paramecium sonneborni, 413 nucleotides. NCBI's taxonomy places the organism in Eukaryota, Ciliophora, Oligohymenophorea, Peniculida, Parameciidae. The record is from the annotation of a GenBank genome assembly.
AAUUAAAUGGACAGAUAGCAAAAUCAAUAAUUAUAGUAACAAUAGGCAUAAAAAUAAAAAUUGGAUCCAUAAGAUAAUCAAUUGUAAGUUUUAAUUAGGAAAUCAUUUAAAGCAUAAGUAUUCAUUGCCAAGAUUUUCUUAAAGAAAUUUGGUGAUGUGGAAUUGCAUGCUCUUGGAGAAGCAUCUAAAAACAGUGUGAAAAUGGCUGACUUUCUAUAAAGAUAAGGUACAUUUACUAAAUAAACUUAAAGGUAUUGUAACAAUUAGUAAAAUCAACUCGUUCACUUUAUAAAAUAAUGAAAAAAAAUAAGUCAAAUUUAUAGUUUAAUUGACCUUGACAGCAGAAGGAAAGAAAAGAUUGGAUUAAGAAUUGAAUUGAUCCUAUAUAUAAUGAGUAUUAGACAUGAAAUCAC